Coccidioides immitis RS is the source of this 1411-nucleotide messenger RNA. RefSeq lists its product as uncharacterized. The coding region runs from base 252 to 827 and encodes 191 amino acids. The record is from RefSeq and is a predicted model, not a curated record. The transcript has a single exon. NCBI's taxonomy places the organism in Eukaryota, Fungi, Ascomycota, Eurotiomycetes, Onygenales, Onygenaceae.
GCCACAGGCCGCAAACACGAAAAGAUUGCUGUCGAAGACCUCUCAGCGAUGUGCAACUAUCGCCAGCUGGGACGAAAAAGGGUGGAGGUCUCGAAAUGAAGGCGGGGUGACAGGCAGGCUGUCAAGAUAAGGCCACAAGGAUGCGAAGGAUAGGGCGCCGUCCGAUCCAAGCGAGAGCACCACUGGUGCGAUAACUAGUUCAUCCAGGCUGCAAAGUCCACGCCGGUCAGCUCAGGCCAGCACGGGGAGAUAUGGGGGAGCGGCGAGAGGAGGUCGAAGCAGACGGAAGGCCAGCAGAACCGGGACGAAGGAGUGCCAAGGCGCCAGGUCGCUUUGGGCUGAGCGCCAGCACGAUGACUCAACCGCUCGUAUUUACGACCGCGAGGAGCCAAAAGCGGCGCUGUGUUCUAGAACUCGGCCGCCCAGAGCCGCCUUUCUGCUGCCAGCCCUGCCGCCCGCGCUUUUCCCAAUGCGAAUUAGUUGCGGUGCUGCCUUUGGCCGGCGACAAUCUCCUCAAUAAAUCCGAUUUCUCCGCUUGCCGCCUGAUUGCCUGGUCGUCUUUUUUUCGCCGCUCCGACCGUUCGUGCGGGCUGGAAAACGGCGGUGAUGACAUUCCAACCACUUUGCCUGUGUCCAGUGACCAACGAGCAGCUCCUCCAGCGCCAUCCAGCGCAAACCCUGCUCGGCUGGCACUGACCCCGGUUCGACUACGGAACGUCUGCUUCCGCCCUCGCGGUGUCGGAUUCUCGUGUUUCACCGGAGUAACAUGUUACUUCACCCACUGUUUCAACCCAACAUUGGGAGUGUUUGCGACACCGGCGCAUUAGGUAUAUACGCAGUACCCCGUACCCAGUUCCAUUCAAGACGGUGGCUGGCGAUGCAGUCGAGCUCGAACUCCCACCGAGAGACCGGGAUACCGAGCCUACAACCCUCUCCAGGCAUGUGCAUGAUCUUGGAAGAACCCUUUAAACCCAUUGAGAUGGAAACUCUUGUUGGGAGUUGACAGCAGCCGGGACUCGCCGGAUUUACCCCCUGCAGUCACAGCAGGGAUAAAAAGUCUCUCCCCGGACAUCUAUCAGAUCGAAAUAUGCGAGGGACCACUUCCCAACAAAUGUUGGGAAGCCGGGACCCAUGGAGACCGAUAUGAAAUACUUACGUCCGUACGGAGUAUAUAUUAAAUGCAGCUGCCUUGCUCUGUACAUUGGCCAGAGUUUCUAACGGUCGUGACAGGCGCGCCUCUGCUGAUUAUGGCUGGCAAUAUUGAAUAUCUCUUCUGUUUCUUUUCUUUUUUGUUUUUUAACCAAAAAUUUUUACGUUCCUUUCGUUACAAGGUUUUGGCAUUGCCCAGCUGUAAAACUGUAGCCGCAAAAUACGCACAUGAUAAAUACUGCAAAGAGAGCACAUUCGUCUC